This is a messenger RNA of Rubroshorea leprosula, 2661 nucleotides long. The record is from the annotation of a GenBank genome assembly. Lineage: Eukaryota; Viridiplantae; Streptophyta; Magnoliopsida; Malvales; Dipterocarpaceae.
CACCACCUUUUCCUUCAUUUUUGUGCCAUUUUCAUUGCCAGACCCCCUUCUCCGCCCUCCAUCAAUCCCCAUUUCUCAUAGAUUCGGUGAACAAAACAACCAUGUUCUGUAGUUGGUCACCAUCUUCUUCUACUCUUUUCCUUCUAUUUUUAUGAACAGGCAAUCCUGGUCGAUGCAUGUUCAUCUUUGUUCAAGAAAACCAUGUUUUUCUUCAACAGGAAUAAUCUUUAUUUCUUCCUCUGUUUUCUUCUACUUCUUCUACCUUCGCGAGCUCUGAAUACAGAUGGGGUUUCUCUGCUUUCCUUCAAAUACUCCAUUCUGAAUGACCCAUUAUUGGUCUUACAGAGCUGGAACUAUGAUGAUGACACGCCCUGUUCGUGGAAUGGAGUGACAUGCACGCAAAUCGGAAGCCCUGGGACGCUGGACAUGUUCAGGGUCACUGGCUUGGUUCUUCCAAACAGUCAGCUUCUGGGUUCAAUCCCUGUAGAGCUUGGUUACAUCGAGCACCUUCGUUAUCUGGAUCUCUCCAACAACCUCUUCAACGGAUCUUUACCGGAUUCACUCUUCAACAAAACGGAGCUCCAGGUGCUUUCCUUGUCCGGCAAUGUGAUCUCCGGCGAAUUACCAGAGUCUGUCGGUGGACUGGUUAGUCUUCAGUUGUUGAAUCUCUCCGACAAUGCCUUGGCUGGGAAGGUACCUGAGAAUAUCACUACUCUGAGAAACUUAACAGUUGUUUCUCUGCGUGGCAACUACUUCUCCGGGGGUAUUCCGAGCGGUUUUGGGUCGGUUGAAGUGCUAGAUCUGUCUUGGAAUAUGCUUAAUGGGUCUCUCCCAUUGGAUUUCGGCGGUGACAAUCUCAGUUACCUGAACUUAUCUUACAACAAGAUUUCUGGGUCCAUCUCACCGGAGUUUGCAAAGCGGCUUCCGCAGAAUGCUACAAUCGAUCUCUCCUUCAAUAAUUUAACAGGGGCGAUUCCAGAGUCUCUCGCUCUGUUUAAUCAGAAAACAGAGUCGUUUUCCGGUAAUGUGGGCCUCUGUGGGAGGCCCCUGAGAAAUCUCUGCCCAAUUCCUUCGACUCUCUCCACUCCACCAAAUAUGUCGAUGAGUAUAUCGCCGGCUAUUGCAGCCAUACCAAAGCAAAUUGACUCCAGCUCUGGAACAAACACACCGGAGGGACCGAACAGUACUCAAAGGGGCGGUAUGAAACCCGGUACGAUAGCAGCAAUUGCGGUGGCGGAUUUGGCCGGAAUAGCCAUUCUCGGCAUGAUCAUUCUCUAUGUCUACCAACUCAAAACCCGAAAGAAUCCCAGUCAAGAAACCGCAAAAACAAACCCAGAUAAAAAUCCAGAUAAAAAAGUUGCAGAUUUUAAUGUUAUAGUCUCAAAAGCUGAAGUGCAAACUCCAGAAUCAUCAUCAUGUUUAUGCAUGAAAUUAAAACAGGUGGAGACGUCGGAGACGAGUACCAGCUCUGAUAGCGAUCCAGAAGAUCAGAGAAACGUGGGGGCAAUCAAUGUGAUGAACUCGAACACAGGUGAGGGAUACCAGAAAGGAGGCAAGCUGGUGAUGGUCGACGGUGAAACGGAGCUAGAGCUGGAGACAUUGUUGAAAGCUUCGGCGUAUAUCGUCGGAACAAGCGGGUCGAGCAUAGUGUACAAGGCGGUGCUAGCGGACGGGACGGUGUUUGCGGUGCGAAGGAUUGGGGAGAGUCGCGUGGAGAAAUUGAAGGAUUUCGAGACCCAAGUGAGAAUCAUUGCCAAAUUAAAGCACCCGAAUCUGGUUCCGGUUCGUGGGUUUUACUGGGGAGAAGAUGAGAAGCUCCUCAUCAACGACUAUGUCUCCAAUGGCAGCCUCGCCACCGCCGGUUACAGAAGAGCAGGUUCCUCACCAAGCCAUCUAACUUUGGAAGUGCGUCUCAACAUAGCAAGAGGAGUAGCACGGGGACUGGCCUACAUUCAUGAGAAGAAACAAGUGCAUGGCAACAUCAAACCGUCCAACAUCCUCUUGAACUCUGACUUGGAGCCAAAACUUAGCGAUCUUGGUCUAGACCGACUCUUUGGGGUCAAUGCCAACUACAAAGCAGAUGGUUCAGACCGGUUCUUCGGCAGCCAUCGGUCCGCAAUGUCUCAUGAUGGACCACUAGACCACUCAACUGGUUCAAGCCCUUACACAUCCGUUGCCUCAUCCACAGGGCUUGCACCACCAUAUCAAGCUCCAGAGUCACUUAAGAACCUCAAGCCAAACCCUAAAUGGGAUGUGUAUUCUUUUGGUAUAGUUUUGCUUGAGCUUCUCACAGGUAGGGUGUUUACAGAUCGAGAGCUUAGCCAAUGGGCCAUGGUGACUGGUUCGGUUGGGGAGGAGGAAAACCGGAUUUUGAGAUUGACUGAUGUGGCAAUUAGGGGAGAGGUGGAGAUCAGGGAGGAGACCAUGUUGGCCUGUUUUAAGUUAGGAUUCCGGUGUGCUUCCUUUUCGCCUCAAAAGAGACCGUCUAUGAAAGAAGCAGUUCAUGUCCUGGAGAAGAUAUCCCUCCCAUUACUUUGUGCUAAGUAAUGAUGUAUUCGGGUCCUACAAAAGUUAGCCGUUGGUCUAAAAGUGUUUUCUUUCGGUUUCUUUUCUUGUUUUUUGGCUUUUGACUUCAAAGUUGCAUAAAGGGCAGACUUGUCU